Molecule: messenger RNA, 546 nt
Organism: Malassezia vespertilionis
Lineage: Eukaryota; Fungi; Basidiomycota; Malasseziomycetes; Malasseziales; Malasseziaceae
Exons: 1
Coding region: 1-546 (181 amino acids)
Source: RefSeq, a predicted model, not a curated record
AUGGUCGUCAUUGCGAAACCCUUCCAUACGCCCGUCCUUCGGGAUGUGCUAUUCCAAUCUAUUCGGCGUGCGCCCACCACUCAUACCAAUAAUGGCGACUCGCUGCGCCGUGUUGUCCUCCAACGCAAUGCGCAUAUGGCAGCCGCCGAUGCGGAUACUUUUCAAACGAAUCAUUUCCAGCGCCAUCGUCGCAUGUCUAUGGAUAUGGCAAGCACCGGUGCGGCACCCGAGGAGGUGCCACGAUCGCAUACACCGGAACAUGUAGACAGGCAUGGCCGCGAGUCCCCAUUUGGGAUCCGACGCCCUGUCUCGCGGUCGAUUGACACAUCUUCUCAGUUGAUGCCAGCAACGCUGCGUGAGCUGGAACUUGAGGAUGCGUGGUUCGAGGGCCUUUUUGAGGAACUCCAGCUCGGCGACGAGCCUGUGUCCUUAGAAGAGGCUCCGCUGGUGCAGCCUUCACCCCACAAUGUAUUUGCGCCUCGGAUUAAGGUACCGGCUGUUCAGACUGCGCGUAUUUAUGAAAAUGAGAUGGGAUGUUGCGCAUGA